CGCAUCACACUAAGGCAGCCUCUGGCUGGCUUCUGUGGUGUCUCUCAGACAUCCACUCUCCGUGGGACUUUGAAAGCAAGGGGAGAGGAGGGCGAGAACCCAGCCACCACCCUCGAGUGCCUCGGGGCUCUGCCACUCAUCGUUUUCCUCUGAAAAGAAGGCCAUCUGGGCUGUGAGACAGCUGCCACCAUGAGUUUGGGCAUCAUGGAAGAGGAGGACCUGGCCGAAUACUUCCGGCUCCAGUAUGGGGAGCGGCUUCUUCAGCUGCUGCAGAAGUUCCCCAAUGUUGAGGAUCAGUCAGAUUCGCCAUCCAUCCGUCUCCUGGAAAAGAAGAAAGAAGCCAAGAUUAUGCACCAGGCUAUGGAAAACAAGAAGCAGACAUUCCAGCGAAGAAUGGAAACACUGAACCUGCGCUGGGAGGAACUAGGUGUCAAGGAAGAGCAGCUGAAAGCCCAUAUUCAGAAGUUUGAGCAGUUCAUCCAGGAGAAUGACCAGAAACGGAUCCGCGCCCUGAAGAAAGCCAACAAGGAGCGGGAGCUGAAGCGGCAGCGCCUGCGGGAGCUGGCCAAGGCCAAGCAGGAGAUGGCCGCUCUGCGGCUGGAGCACCAGAAGCUCAGCGUCAAGCUGCAGGACUAUGCCAUCUUCAACAAGUACCUGGAGAAGGUGGUGGAGAACUCUGAGUUUGAAGAGAUCCAUGAGGUGAUCGCCCGGUACAAGACGCUGGUGAGCAUGCAUCAUGACCUCAUGCAGUCGGCACAAGAAGGCCAGGAGAAGAUUGAGCGGGCCAAGGCACGGCUGGCCCGCUACAUGGAGGAGAAGGACGAUGAGAUCCUCCAGCACAACAAUGAGCUGGCAAGACUGCAGAUGCGCUUCGACCGGGCCCGCAGCGACGUCAUCUUCUGGGAAUCUCGCUGGGCACACAUCCAGAACACAGCAGCCAAGAAGACCCUCCUGCUUGGCACCAUCAAGAUGGCGACACUGAACCUCUUCCAGAUCGUGAGCAAGCAGCUGAAGGAGACCACGCAGGUGUCCCUGGAGGACACACACAAACAACUGGACAUGAUCCAGCAGUUCAUACAAGACUUGUCAGACAUCUGGACGGAAGUAAAGAAGAAGGAACAGCAGCAAGUCCGGGUGUAAGGAAGCGGUACGUUUCUAGAAUGUUCCGUGACACCGAGAAAGAGCGCGAGAAUGUUCCUACGGAGCUUGUGGUCCAGGCCCCUAGUCCAGCUGCUGAAGACCAACGGCUUCCUGAUGACACACCCUUUGUUGUUUUCCCCUGUGGCCCCAGUCUAUCCCAGCCCCAAGAGCACUAAAUGUUUUAAGAAGCUG
Peromyscus maniculatus bairdii (prairie deer mouse) is the source of this 1332-nucleotide messenger RNA. RefSeq names its product coiled-coil domain containing 42 (gene Ccdc42). Gene Ontology annotation, biological process: spermatid development. The record is from RefSeq and is a predicted model, not a curated record. Lineage: Eukaryota; Metazoa; Chordata; Mammalia; Rodentia; Cricetidae.